AUGGUUCUAUCGCUGGUAAUGUCGGACUACAGCAUGUGGUUGGGAAGACCAGAAGACUUUUCGUAUCCAGAUUGGGAAGACGACUAUGAGACGGCGCAACAUGCCUUUGCCGAGACGCAAGAGACGAAUGGGAAUCCCAUGUCGUGCACGGAAUGUCUGAACGCCGUCCACAGGUUACAUGAAAAGCAACGAGUGCACGAUGGCGAUCGGAGUCACCCUCGUCUCAUGGCACUGGAUCAACUGAACUUGAGUUAUCCUGGUUGGCAAGAGGAUGUGAAAAAUGCUGAAGAGGCUCAUUUUGACAACUAUUACAAUGCGGACGUUGAAAAAGACAUUUACUUCCAGAGCAAACUAGAGGGACUCGAGAAUCGACAGCAACUGUACUACGGCUACAGUCGUCGCAAUUCGACCAGUGCCUCUUCGACCAUCUCUAACUCUUCCCGAUGUCACGACGAGAUUGUCGCCAUGUUGGGAGCCUGUGUCAUUUGCGGAGAACGGAAUCGAACACACCUUUUUGAUCCCUGUGGACAUUUAUGUGUCUGUCAAUCCUGUGCCAAUCAAGUCAUGAGAAAUAUACCUUCCAAUUGUCCCAUUUGCAGAGUGACUGCCUUCAAAACAAUUCGCGUCUAUUUUGCUUGA
Molecule: messenger RNA, 639 nt
Organism: Seminavis robusta
Lineage: Eukaryota; Bacillariophyta; Bacillariophyceae; Naviculales; Naviculaceae
Source: the annotation of a GenBank genome assembly